AUGUCGACCGACCGCGCAGUGUUCCCCCACACCUCAGCUCGAGUUGUGGCAUGGAUGUCAUCAACGCCUGCUCCUGGCUUGUCCAGAACACGGCUGCGAAGACAAAACCCGAGAUCAAGCUCUUCGAGCAACUUCUACAUACCGGAAGGCUCUGACGCUCCUGUGAAGUCGGGGGACGAGAUAAGGAAGAUGAUCGAUCCUAAUUUCAAGAUCAAGCAUCAGAAGGAGGUGCUUGAAAGGACCAACUUCUACUUGGAUCAGACCUUCGAAAAGACCAUCGAGUCCUACAAGACCGAGUACUUUGAGCUUGACCUCUCCAGUCGCCCUCUCGAGUCGAUUCCUCUGAAAUGCGCGAGGAUCACCUUCCAAGUGCUCAUGGGAUCAUGCGAGGUCUUUCUGUCCAUGAGCGAUCAUGCCGAGUACCCGUCACGAGAGCAGCACGACUGGGCGCUGCCCCCUGUAGAUCUCUACGACGGCUCCGGAAGGAUGGAUGAAGUCAUAACGCUGAUCAUAACGCCAGUAGAUAAGGCAUACGCGAGUUCUAAGGCGAGGAGAAUCAUCUUCGGGGUUAGGAGCCCCACGGGCCACGUCCACUUCAAAGUGAAGCCGCAGCUCAAGUCUUUCUUGACGGGAAAUGCGUCGCAGAUGCUGGAGGACAGGUCGACGAGGAAAAAGAUUGAGAGAGACUCCAAGAUGAAGGAGACAAGAGAGAUCAAACAAAGCGUGUUGCACUCCGAGCUUCGAACGAAGCUUGCACGGUCUGGAAAAGAGACGCAGAUCCCUGAGUUCCGUCCCAAGACCUUGGAGCAUCAGCCGUCGAGGAUCAAGUCACCAAUAGCGAGCUUGGCAAGAAAUCUCUCGGCGACCAUCGCGCCAUCAAAACCCAACACUGAGAGCUUGUGGAAUAUCCUCGAGAGCCUGGAGAAAGACUACACGGCCGAGCCCGCGGUCGAGCAGGUCGAUGCUGCUCUGCAACGGCUGCAGUCCGGCAGCGUGUACCAGGGGAGCGCAACACAGCGGUCGACGGCCCUGGUCACCGGGAGGGAGGGAUGGACCUCCAGGACGGCGAGAAGCUCGACGAGGAAGAAGCGACUGAUCGCCAAGCAGGCUCAGGUGCCGAUCGAUCCGGACGUGGUCGAGCUGGACAAAGGGAACUGGGAGAAGAUCGUUCUGUCCGCCAAGAUCCCAGCGGCGAUGAGGCUGCAGUGGGCGGUGGAGGAGAUCGAGAGCGCAAAGAACAACUCGCAGGGGCUGACGGGGGCGAGGAGAUACCUGCGCAACCACCCUCUGGAAUCGAGGAAGCAAGCUGCCCUGCAGCCUAUCAGCACCCGGAUGGUCCCAAUGUCAGCUCGCAGCAUCAACUUUGGGAACCUGGUCACGGAUGAAGUCAGGACCGCAAGAAGCCACUACUCGGGGGAGUACCACGACUCGCAAGUCGCCGUUCCCUCCCACCAACAGCAUGUCGCCGACUCCCUAGAAGAAGAGUUCGCAACUGAAGCUUCUCGUCCCCUUGACCAGCGGCCGUUGGAUUACCCGGACAUUCCUCCGCUGGACUUCAAGAAGCUGUUUGAACGAGCGACCGGAAAGGUCUCGCAGCAGUUUGUGCCUGAGACCCCCGAGGCCCCCCAGCUGAGCGAGCGACGAGGCGACACGAGCGCAAGGAACGAGCCGCAGAAGGGAGGGCUGUCGUCAAGGGGGGAAGGGUCCUCCAGCGCGCGGGGGAAGGUGGAGGGGUCGUCGAGCGCGAGGGGGAAGGUGGAGGGGACUUCAAGUGCAAGGGGGAAGUUGGAGGGGCCCCUGAGCUCGAGGGAGAGCUUGUCUGCAAGGUCUUCCUCAAGCGUGGAGAGCGAGUCUGGUCUUCAGAAAGCUCUGCUGGCUGACGACGAGAAACUCUGUCUCUCCCUCUUCUCCAAGUACCGGGCAAACCACAUGACCAGGUUCUCCAAGACCAAGGAGUUCCUGGACAGGCUGGGGCCCGAGGAGCCGCAGGCUGAGGUCGGGAUGAGCCUUACGGACUUGAUCAAACUGCUGCUGGAGAUGAAGAUCAUCACGACGGGGAAGUCAGGAGCCUUCAACCGGAGGGACGUGGUGACCAUGGGCAGAGAGUGCUUCAACAUGCGGGGAGAGCAGCAUCACCCGACCGAGGACGAGAUCAUCCUGUCCUACGACGAGUUCAAGUCCAUCCUCGACAGGAUCUCCAAGGCUCUGGGGAAGCCUUACUACGCGGACAGAGCUCGGCCUGCGGGGAUAGACAAGAAGCUGUGGGAUCGAAUCAUGGAAGACACCAAGCCCGAGAUCAGGCUGAGACGAAUUGCCCAGGACCAGAACUUCAGGAAGAAGAUCCUCCGAGCCUUUGGCGUCCACGACCGGGACAGCGACGGGGUCCUGCUGUGGGAAGAGUUUCACGAGCUGUGCAGGAAGGAGCUGGGGGUGAAGAAGGCACACAGCCUCAAGAUGCUCGAGACGGGGCAGGUCAACCUCGAGGGCCCGGGCCUGACAGUCGAGACGUUCAUGUCUCUCUUCCUGAGCCCUGACCCCGACCCGGUGGACGCGAGAGAGACGGAGGAGAGCUUCAAGAACGCCAUCGUCCACGAGUACAGGAGGCUGCAUGCCGAGAUGUGUGCUGGGUCAGAGGACGUGGGCGUGACAGGGUCCAAGUACAAGGCCAUCGAGCACCUUCAGAGCAAGGCGAAGAAAUUCUCGACGAGCAAGGAGGAGGUGAAGGCUGGAUGGCUCUACCGGCGAGAGACCUUCGGGCCCAUCAAGAAGUGGAUGAUGUACUAUGCCGUGCUGGAGAAGCGCAUCGGAGGGUCCGUGCUGAGGCUGUUCAACAGCACGCUGCCGGAGGAGGAGCUGGAGAACGACGUGGCGUAUGACGAGGCAGGGCAGAUAGACGCGCUGUGGAUCGACGGAGCAGACCCAGCAGAGAUCGUGCACCUUGCCGACUCGUCGGAAGUUCGGCAGGAGGCGGCGAAGCACGCGGCUCCUCAGCUGGAGCGAAUGCAGGAGAGACUGGUGUCGCUAAGGAGCAGGAAGGCGCGAGAGAUUGCGGCAGCCAGGGUCUCUCUAGUACCAGAGACGGGCAGGAGCGAGGGAUCGGAAGACAGCGAGAACUGGACUUACUGCAUCAUCAAAAUCCGUUGCUCCUCCAGCAAGCUGAACCCGGGCAAGCAUGACGUCCUCCUCAAGGUUCGCAGCGAGUGUGCGGAGGAUGAGGCGGAAGACUGGGUGGAGGCCAUUCGCUCUUCCGUCCCUGACCUUCAGCUUGCCAUGGGCGAAAACCUGAGGACCAUCCAGGAGAUCGCACGUUCCACACCCCAGCUGCGAGACGUGUGCGUUCCUCUCGACCACGAGGAGGAGAUUCUUGCGAGCAAUGUGGCCAACGUCAUCGCAGAGGCUCUGAAGCCCUCGUGCAUCAUCAUGCCCGUGCUGGACAGUCAGGGGAACCUGACGCUGGCAGCAGGAGGCAGAGAUGACAAGGAGGAUCAGGACAGCAAGAAGAAGAAGCAGGCCGGGACGCUCGAAGCCAUCAUAGAGGAGACGGAGGAAGAUCUCCUUGCCUUCUUGACGCCGGUCGCCGAGCUCAUCGAGUGA
This is a messenger RNA of Guillardia theta CCMP2712, 3594 nucleotides long. RefSeq lists its product as hypothetical. Gene Ontology annotation, molecular function: calcium ion binding. The record is from RefSeq and is a predicted model, not a curated record. Bases 1 to 3594 code for a protein of 1197 amino acids. NCBI's taxonomy places the organism in Eukaryota, Cryptophyceae, Pyrenomonadales, Geminigeraceae. The transcript is spliced from 6 exons.